Messenger RNA from Aptenodytes forsteri (emperor penguin), 1404 nucleotides. RefSeq names its product carbonic anhydrase 8 (gene CA8). The record is from RefSeq and is a predicted model, not a curated record. Gene Ontology annotation, molecular function: carbonate dehydratase activity; zinc ion binding. Bases 1 to 891 code for a protein of 296 amino acids. NCBI's taxonomy places the organism in Eukaryota, Metazoa, Chordata, Aves, Sphenisciformes, Spheniscidae. The transcript is spliced from 9 exons.
AUGACUAGUCUGGCGCAUGAGGGGAGAGCAGUGGAUGCUGUUUAUCUUGAGUUAAACAAGGUUUUUGACACUGUCUGCCAUAACGUCUUCACCGGCAAACUGACGAAGUACAGACUAGGGGUGGAGUGGGGGCUGAUUUUUCCUGAUGCUAACGGGGAGUACCAGUCGCCUAUUAACUUGAACUCGAGAGAAGCUAAAUAUGACCCCUCGCUCCUGGAAGUGCGUUUGUCGCCAAACUACGUAGUGUGUCGUGACUGUGAAGUGAUCAACGACGGGCAUUCAAUUCAGAUUGCCCUGAAGUCAAAAUCAGUGUUAAUAGGGGGGCCAUUACCUCGAGGACAUGAGUUUGAACUACACGAUGUUCGAUUUCACUGGGGAAGAGAAAACCAGCGUGGUUCUGAGCACACGGUUAAUUUUAAGGCCUUUCCCAUGGAGCUUCAUCUAAUGCACUGGAACUCCACACUGUACAGCAGCAUUGAUGAGGCAGUAGGGAAGAAGCACGGCAUAGCUAUUAUUGCUUUGUUUGUGCAGAUAGGAAAAGAGCAUGUAGGCCUAAAGGCUGUAACUGAAAUUCUCCAGGACAUCCAGUACAAGGGAAAGUCCAAAACAAUACCCUGUUUUAAUCCCAACUCUUUAUUGCCAGAUCCUCUACUGCGUGACUACUGGGUGUAUGAGGGCUCUCUAACCAUUCCACCCUGCAGUGAAGGUGUCACCUGGAUAUUAUUUCGCUAUCCUUUGACUGUGUCCCAAGUGCAGAUAGAGGAAUUUCGUAGACUGAGGACACAUGUUAAAGGUGCAGAACUUUUAGAAGGCUGUGAUGGAAUCUUAGGAGAUAACUUCAGACCAACUCAGCCACUUAGUGAUAGAGUCAUCAGGGCUGCAUUUCAGUAGCAGAAGAGGAAGAACAACAAAAAUAAAUCUUUAUUCAGAGAGGGGGAAGACAAUGCUCCCACAGUGCCCUCGGAUGAGAAGUGGAAACUUUUGAAGCUGCUGCUUCAGUUGAACCACAAAGCCUGUAUUGUUUGUCUUCAUCUAAUUCAGCCUUGAUAGACAGCUUUGACAGUUGGUCUAUCCGCACGGUCCAGUGAAAUUCUGGGAAUGGGGCUGUACAUUAAAAGAAGAAAACACAUUAAAUCUUCCAAUUCACACUGUUAACUAUUUUUAAAUGGUAAUUACCAUUGCUUAGAUAAUUUCUUUGCCAUAGCAUUCAAUAGUGGUCUGUGAUCCAAACAGUACCACUUUUAAGCUUGGUAUGAAUGUUAAUAUGUAGAAAUACUCGUUAUUGUUUUGAAUGUUAGAUUUAAUUUUAUUCUGUGUCAUCUCUUGUGCUGUCAGUAACCAUCUUUUCUGUAGAGGGGAGGUGCAUUCUAUAAAGCUAAUAAAAACAUUGUUUGUUCACAGAGA